This is a messenger RNA of Malassezia pachydermatis, 1587 nucleotides long. RefSeq lists its product as hypothetical. Gene Ontology annotation, molecular function: L-ornithine transmembrane transporter activity. The transcript has 4 exons. The coding region runs from base 1 to 1587 and encodes 528 amino acids. NCBI's taxonomy places the organism in Eukaryota, Fungi, Basidiomycota, Malasseziomycetes, Malasseziales, Malasseziaceae. The record is from RefSeq and is a predicted model, not a curated record. Gene Ontology annotation, biological process: mitochondrial L-ornithine transmembrane transport.
AUGCCGGCGUCCGAGAGCGAUCCACUGAGUCUCGGGGCGCAUGCGCUGGUGAACUGGUGGCCUUGGGCUACGGACGACGAGGACGACGACGAGAGCGAAGGCCAUGCGAACACGCAGACCGGUGUGAGCCGGCGAGAGUCGGCGGCCGGCGCGGCGGUGCGUGUGUUGGUCAGUUCGUUGGCCGUGCUCUUCCAGCGGCCUGUCCGUUUGUUUCGCCCUAUGCACUUCUCUUCCCUUUCGCUGCUGGAUAUGCUCGCGCGUCGAGAAGGCAAGAAACUCGGUGUCCCCUUCCUUCGCCGCCUCGUUCGCCAAGAAAAGCCCGCAGUGUUGCUAGCGCUCAUUGCGCCGCCCAUGCUGGCGAAUCUUGCGAUUGGAUUCACCUUGUUCCAGACGUAUACCCUGACCGAGAAGGCGUGCACACCUGUUUCGCAUACCAGUGAUAUGUUCAAGCCCACAUGGACGGUCGCCGUCGCAGGCGCGGCGGCGGGGGCGGCACAGUGCAUUAUUUCCGCGCCACUCGACAAUGUGCGCCUCGUCAUUCAGCCAUGGCUCGUGCAGGAUGCGACACGCAAAAGCCUGCUGGCCACGCUGCCCAAAUCGCCAUUCCACGCUUGGUCGGCGAUGGUCGAGGCAGCCUUCCUGCCAUUCUUGCCAGAGCGUUGGUACCGCCUCGUCCUGAAACGCAUGGAGCGCGCUGGCCGCUCCAUUGAGCCGAAAACCUCGACGAUCUUCCGGUACCUACCUCGGGAUCUGCGCCUGCUCGCGCGACGAAAGCAUGGCGUCAGUUUGCUGCUGUCCCUCGUUCGCGAUGCCGCCGGGUUUUCGUGCUUCUUUGUGACGUUUGAGUGGGCCCGACGAGUCGCCUUCCGUGCCUCCCUGUACGCCGACCAAGUAUGGCACUGGGCUCGUCGUCGUAACGUACCGAUCGAUGCCCAGCAAGGCCCGUUGGACCAGAGCUUUGGCGCAAGUCGGACAGUCGGCGGCCGCAUGGUCGCCGCACUCUUGCUCGUGACAGGCGGCGCUGUGGGCGCUUUGCUCUACAGCUGGGUUUGCAGGCCCAUUGAGUACGUCCGUGUCGUGCUAUGGCAUCGACUCUAUGUCCCCCAAACCAAACCGCAUGCCCCCGCGGCCGAUACGACACAGCGCCAUGUCGCGCACAUCGCACCGCACCGCAAAUUGGCCGCGAUUCACAAUGUUCGGGCGGUGCGUGUACGUCAGCCGGUACCGCGUAUUAGCUACAUACAAGCGCACCGUCAUUUGCGGACCCAGCGACGACGUAUCCCUCGUUGGCUGUAUACCUGGACUCAGACGCCCUGGUCGCGCGCCACCACCUUGCGUCGUCGGACCCCGUCGCACGGCUGGUGGGGCCAAACGACCGUCCGCAAAUUGAUGCGGUUUGCCCGCAUGACAGCACCGCCGACGCUGCUCACGUCGCCUAUGCGUUUGUUUGUGCAUACCUACCUCGUACGUCCCUUUACACACCCCGCUCUCUGCAAGGCCUCCGCGCCGCGGCCGUGGGGCACCGCGCCACCUGUCCGUCACGCGGCGCUGGUCGCCUCGCCUACGUGGCGCGGACUCGUUUGCUGA